Messenger RNA from Lolium rigidum, 447 nucleotides. RefSeq names its product RING-H2 finger protein ATL39-like. The record is from RefSeq and is a predicted model, not a curated record. The transcript has a single exon. The coding region runs from base 1 to 447 and encodes 148 amino acids. Lineage: Eukaryota; Viridiplantae; Streptophyta; Magnoliopsida; Poales; Poaceae.
AUGGUGACUGCGUGCGUGGUGGAAGGCGUCGCCGUGGCAGGGUUCCUGAUCUGCGUGUACGACGGGUGGGCGCUGGAGCUCGCCGCCAUCUCCCUCGCCGCCGUCCUCCUCCGGUACGCCGUGGUGCAAUACGCCAACCACAUGGCCGCCAACCUGAGCGGCCUUCAAGCGGUGGUGGCGAGCGACGCUGCCAUCGCGGGCUACAGCCGCGCCUCGGGCCUCGACGGUGCGGCCAUUGCCAGGCUGCCAUGCUUCGUGGCCGUGCACGCCGCAGACGAGGGCGACGCCGUCGCCACGAUGGAGUGUCCGGUGUGCCUCGGCGCCGUCGAGGAGGGGGAGACGGUACGGGAGCUGCCUUCCUGCCGGCACGCCUUCCACGCGCGGUGCGUCGACGCCUGGCUGCGCCUGCAGCCGACGUGCCCCGUGUGCCGGGCGACGUUCAGGUGA